AUGGACAAGACAAAGCGCAGAACUCAAGUGACAAAAACUCAAAGAGGUGAAGGUCCUGACAAGGCUAGAGCCAAACAGAGGGAUGGAUCCGGGGAGGGAAAUGGGGGUGAUGCCACGGAAUGCAUUGCGCUUGGUGAUGCAAUACACCGAGUGCCACCCCGAUUGUGCAUGCGAUAUUCCCAUCAACAACCGAGGGCAAUUCCAGAGGCGUUGUUGCAGGCGCCAGCAUCGGCAAAAGUUCCCUCCUCCGCUGUGAAAACCCGCUAUUUAUAA
This is a messenger RNA of Ilex paraguariensis (yerba mate), 273 nucleotides long. The record is from the annotation of a GenBank genome assembly. NCBI's taxonomy places the organism in Eukaryota, Viridiplantae, Streptophyta, Magnoliopsida, Aquifoliales, Aquifoliaceae.